CAUCACGAUGAACUCUCUGAACCAACAGUAUGAGGAGAAGGUGCGUCCCUGCAUUGACCUCAUUGACUCUCUUCGUUCUCUGGGUGUAGAGAAGGACUUGGCACUGCCCGCUAUCGCCGUGAUUGGAGACCAAAGCUCAGGGAAGAGCUCUGUGUUAGAGGCGCUGUCAGGGGUGGCUCUGCCAAGAGGAAGUGGCAUUGUGACAAGAUGCCCUCUCGAAUUGAAGAUGAAAAGAAAGAAAGAGGGAGAGGAGUGGUAUGGAAAGAUAAGCUACCAGGAUCAUGAGGAGGAGAUAGAAGACCCUGAAGACGUGGAGAAAAAAAUUCGCAAAGCUCAGGAUGAAAUGGCUGGAGUCGGAGUUGGGAUCAGUGAUGACCUCAUCAGUCUGGAGAUUGCCUCUCCUGAUGUUCCAGACCUGACCCUCAUUGACCUGCCUGGGAUCACCAGAGUGGCUGUAAAGGGACAACCAGAGAACAUUGGAGAUCAGAUAAAGAGACUGAUCCAGAAGUUCAUCACAAAACAAGAGACCAUCAGCUUGGUGGUUGUUCCAUGCAACGUGGACAUAGCAACCACAGAGGCUUUGAAGAUGGCACAGCAGGUGGAUCCUGAUGGAGAGAGGACUUUGGGUAUCUUGACCAAACCUGAUCUGGUGGACAAAGGCACAGAAGACACAGUGAUUGAUAUUACCCAUAAUGAGAUCAUCCACCUGAAGAAGGGCUACAUGAUCGUCAAGUGCAGAGGUCAGAAGGAGAUUGCAGAGAAGGUGUCUCUUACUGAAGCAAUAGAAAGAGAGAAAGCCUACUUCAAAGAUCAUGUGUAUUUCCACACUCUUUACAAUGACGGUCUUGCCACUGUUCCUAAACUGGCUGAGAAACUCACCCUGGAGCUGGUGCAUCAUAUUGAGAGGUCUCUGCCUCGACUGGAAGAGCAGAUAGAGGAGAAACUAGCACAGACUCAGGCAGAGCUGGAGAAAUAUGGCACUGGACCUCCAUCUGACGCAGCUGAAAGACUCGCCUUCCUUAUAGAUAAAAUGUCAGCUUUCAAUCAGGAUGCCCUCAGUCUGACUACAGGUGAGGAACUCAAGUGUGGAGAAAGGAUCAAUGUCUUUUCUACACUCAGAAGAGAGUUUGGGAAGUGGAACACCCAACUAGAGCAAUCAGGAACAAAAUUUAAUGACAGAAUUGAGAGAGAGGUGGAAGAAUAUGAAGAGACAUACCGUGGAAGAGAACUGCCAGGCUUCAUCAACUACAAGACCUUUGAGCUCAUGGUCAAACAGCAGAUUAAACAGCUGGAAGAACCAGCUGUCAAGAAACUCAAAGAUAUUGGAGAUGCUGUUAGGAAAGCAUUCAUACACCUGGCCCAAAGUAACUUCACUGGAUAUCCCAACCUACUGAAAACAACCAAGGCAAAGAUCGAAGCAAUUAAGCAAGAAAAGGAGUCCAUAGCAGAGUCCACACUGAGAACUCAGUUCAAGAUGGAGCUGAUUGUUUAUUCCCAGGACAGGACCUACAGCAGCAGUUUGAGUGAGGAGAAGAGGAGAGAGGACGAGGAAGAGGAAAAAUCGAAAAGCCUAUCAUAUGUUCAAGAAAGGAGUCUUGUCUACAGCAAGGAUAAUCAUGCAACACUCCAGGAGCUGAUGUUGCACCUUAAAUCAUAUUACAAAAUUGCCAGCCAGCGUCUGGCUGACCAGAUCCCACUUGUGAUCCGCUACCAGAUGUUGCAGGAGUCUGCUGUCAAGCUGCAGAGAGAGAUGCUGCAGGUGCUUCAGGACAAGGAGAACAUGGAGUCCUUACUGAAGGAGGAUUUUGACAUUGGCAGCAAAAGGGCUGCUUUGCAGAGUCGCCUUGAGCGUCUCCAGAAGGCUCGUGCAUACCUGGUGGAGUUCUAGUGGUCAAUGCCCAACAGCAUGACUUACUGUACCUCUU
Messenger RNA from Scomber scombrus (Atlantic mackerel), 1925 nucleotides. Its product is annotated as interferon-induced GTP-binding protein Mx. The coding region runs from base 8 to 1888 and encodes 626 amino acids. Gene Ontology annotation, molecular function: microtubule binding; GTPase activity; GTP binding. The transcript has 12 exons. The record is from RefSeq and is a predicted model, not a curated record. NCBI's taxonomy places the organism in Eukaryota, Metazoa, Chordata, Actinopteri, Scombriformes, Scombridae. Gene Ontology annotation, cellular component: microtubule; nucleus; cytoplasm. Gene Ontology annotation, biological process: defense response to virus.